Messenger RNA from Salarias fasciatus (jewelled blenny), 4229 nucleotides. RefSeq names its product polymerase (DNA directed), gamma (gene polg). The coding region runs from base 48 to 3641 and encodes 1197 amino acids. Gene Ontology annotation, cellular component: mitochondrion; gamma DNA polymerase complex. The record is from RefSeq and is a predicted model, not a curated record. NCBI's taxonomy places the organism in Eukaryota, Metazoa, Chordata, Actinopteri, Blenniiformes, Blenniidae. The transcript is spliced from 23 exons. Gene Ontology annotation, molecular function: DNA-directed DNA polymerase activity; 3'-5' exonuclease activity; DNA binding. Gene Ontology annotation, biological process: mitochondrial DNA replication.
CCCCGUGGACAGUAUGACAAGCCUCCUCGAGGAGUCCCGAUGACGUGAUGCUGCAUUUGUUGCGCUGUCCUCUGCAGAGGACUGUAGUCUCUCUACGAUGGAGGGGGCUGCGCGCCCUUUACUCCACGGAGCCCCGCUCGCUUCAGGGCGAGGACACCACAGAGAUCCGCCUGAACCCCCUUAACAUCCAGAUGCUGUCCAGAAAUCUCCACGAGCAGGUCUUUCGAGGGCAGGAGCCAGAAUACAGAGAAGAAGAUGUCAAGCGCAGUAUCAGGCACUUGCAGAGACACCAGCUGUGGGGGAAGGAAGCGUCCCUGCUGCCUGAUGUUGAGCUCAAACUUCCACAAAUGUAUGGCAAAAACAUAGAUGAACACUUUCGUAUCUUAGCUCAGAAACAGAGCCUCCCCUAUCUGGAGGCUGCCAGCAAGCUGCAGCAAGCUGGCCUACCAGCCCUGCCUCAGGAAUGGAGCUGGGAGGUGGGAUGGACUCGGUAUGGGACUGAUGGAAGCUGUCAGAAAGUAGAUUUUCCAGAGGAAUCUGCUCUCGUGUUUGACGUGGAGGUGUGCACAACAGAGGGACAGUGUCCCACUCUGGCUGUUGCUGUGUCCCCAACCAACUGGUAUUCCUGGUGCAGUAAACGCCUGAUUGAGGAGCGAUACACCUGGUCAAACCAGCUGACCCUCGCUGACCUCAUCCCGCUAGAGACCCCGUUUAACUCUGCGCGCCCUCCAGGGGGUCAGUGGAAGGAAAGGCUCGUGGUGGGCCAUAACGUCAGCUUCGAUCGCUCUUUCAUUAAGGAGCAGUAUCUGCUAAAGGGAUCAAAGGUGCGCUUCAUGGACACAAUGAGCUUGCACAUGGCGAUCUCGGGGCUGACAGGCUUCCAGCGCACACUGUGGAUGGCCAACAAGUUGGGUAAAAAGAGGGGCGUUCAGGAGGUCAAAGCACAUCUCAAGAAAACUGGACAGAAAAGAGACGGACCAAUGGUAGGCUCCUGGGACUGGGUAAACAUCAGCAGCAUUAACAAUCUGGCUGACGUCCAUGCGCUGUAUGUGGGAGGGCCGCCGCUGCAGAAGGAAGCCCGAGACAUCUUUGUGAAGGGAAGCAUGACGGAUGUCAGGAACAACUUCCAGGAGUUAAUGAGGUAUUGCGCCAUGGACGUUCAAGCCACACAUGAGGUCUUCACUGAGCAGCUCCCCCUUUUCAUGGAGAGAUGUCCUCAUCCAGUGACGCUUGCUGGGAUGCUGGAGAUGGGUGUGAGUUACCUGCCAGUCAAUCAAAGCUGGAAACGAUACCUGGAAGAUUCUCAGGACGUUUAUGACGAGCUGGAGAGAGAGAUGAGGAAGUCUCUCAUGACUUUAGCAGACGAUGCCUGUCAGCUCCUUCAGGACGACAGAUACAAGGACGAUCCCUGGCUUUGGGAUCUGGAGUGGGAUGUGCAAGAGUUCAAGCAGAAGAAAGUUGCAACCAGCAAGAAGAAAAAUGCCAAAAAAGCAGCUGAAACGAAAACUGCUACUCCUCUCCCAGAGUGGGAAGAAGACCCAGGCCCACCCACCGAGGAGGAGAUGGCCGGCCCUGCCGCCAGCAGACUGGCCGUGGAUAAGCUGAAGGAGACGGUGAACCGACUUCCAAAGAGAAGACAGCAUCUGCCAGGACACCCAGGGUGGUAUCGUAAGCUGUGUGAGAAGAUGUCUGACGAGGAGAGCUGGUCGCCUGGAGCCAGCCUCAUCAGCCUGCAGAUGAGACUGACCCCCAAGCUGAUGGGCCUGACGUGGGACGGCUUCCCGCUGCAUUACACCGACAAACACGGGUGGGGGUAUCUGGUGCCUGGACGCAGGGAUAAUCUGAACCUGCAGGAGGAAAACACGGGGCCUGUCUGUCCACACAGAGCGAUUGAGAGUGUUUACAGAGAGUAUUGUGAGCAGAACAGUAAGGGACAGCCUGAAAAUCUGGACUCCAGCCCUGCAGAGGACCUCAACUGGACGGACAGCGCAGUGUGGCAGAAGGUGGAGGAGUUGAGCUCGGUGGAAAGUCUGGCAGAGGAAAAUGGAAUCAGAACGACGCAAAGUGUGCAGAAGAAGAAAAAGAUGCCUGAAGACCUUCAUCGUGUUGAGGACCAGAGUCACUGUCCUCAUCAUGGAAACGGACCUUACAAUGAUGUGGAUAUUCCAGGUUGCUGGUUUUUCAAAUUACCACAUAAGGAUGGUAAUCACAACAACGUCGGCAGCCCCUUCUCGAAAGACUUCCUGGCUAAGAUGGAGGACGGUACUUUGAGAGCAGGGAGGGGCGGGACCAACGCCACGCGAGCUCUGGAGAUCAACAAGAUGAUGUCCUUCUGGAGGAACGCCCACAAACGUAUUAGUUCUCAGAUGGUGCUGUGGCUCCGAAAGGGAGAGCUUCCUCGCAUCGUCAGCAGGCACAAAGAGUUUGACGAGGAGGGCCAGUACGGCGCCAUCCUACCUCAAGUGGUCACCGCUGGAACGGUGACGCGGCGAGCCGUGGAGCCAACAUGGCUGACUGCCAGCAACGCUCGGCGGGACCGGGUGGGCAGUGAGCUGAAGGCCAUGGUGCAGGUCCCGCCCGGAUAUCACCUGGUGGGAGCAGACGUGGACUCUCAGGAGCUGUGGAUCGCCGCCGUGCUCGGAGAGGCGCACUUCGCUGGCAUGCACGGCUGCACGGCGUUCGGCUGGAUGACCCUCCAAGGAAAGAAGAGUCAGGGCACAGACCUGCACAGCCGCACCGCGGACACCGUGGGCAUCAGCCGAGAGCACGCCAAGGUCUUCAAUUACGGCCGCAUCUACGGCGCCGGGCAGCCCUUCGCCGAGAGACUGCUCAUGCAGUUCAACCACCGCCUCAGUCAGACAGAAGCUGCCAGCAAGGCCCGGCAGAUGUACGCCUUAACAAAGGGUUUACGCAGAUAUCACCUGUCAGAGGAUGGCGAGUGGCUGGUCAGCGAGCUGGGUAUCGACGUGCAGAGGGAGGAAGAUGGGAGCAUCUCUCUAGAGGAACUGCGAAGGAUCUCAAGACUGGCCUCACAAAGCUCUCGGCGGAAGAGGUGGGACGUCGUCGGCAAACGGGUGUGGGCCGGAGGCACCGAGUCGGACAUGUUCAACAAACUGGAGAACAUCGCUCAUUCGGCUCAGCCGGCCACUCCUGUUCUGGGCUGUAGGAUCAGCAGAGCUCUGGAGCCCGGCGCCGUCAAAGACGAGUUCAUCACCAGCAGAGUCAACUGGGUCGUCCAGAGCUCCGCGGUCGACUACCUCCACCUGAUGCUGGUGGCCAUGAAGUGGCUCUUCGAGGAGCACAGCAUCGACGGCCGUUUCUGCAUCAGCAUCCACGACGAGGUGCGCUACCUGGUCCGCAGCGAGGACCGCUACCGAGCCGCUCUGGCGCUUCAGAUCACCAACCUGCUCACGAGGAGCAUAUUCGCUCACGCGUUGGGGAUGCAGGACCUGCCUCAGUCGGUGGCUUUCUUCAGUGCGGUUGACAUUGACCAGUGCUUGAGGAAGGAGGUCACCAUGGACUGCGUCUCUCCGUCCAAUCCCACCGGUAUGGAGCGGCGCUACGGCCUGCCACCCGGCGAGGCUUUGGACAUCUACCAAAUCAUCGGCAUCACCAGAGGAUCUCUGAACAAAGGAAGAUGAGAGGACGGCGGCAGGUCAACGUCAUGGAGAGGUUUCAGACGUGGGACUGCCGGGUGAACUCCCAGCUGCUUCGGCUCACUGCCUCCUCUUCUUGUGUUUGGGUUCCUGUGUCUCCUCGGCGUCCUGCGACUCCGCCGGCUGAGAAGUGGAGCGAGAAGUGAUCGGCUAUUAUCAAACUCAAACCAUGAGGAGAAAUAUUUUCACCAAAGGAGGAAAACACUUCCGACAGUGAAUUGGAGAACUGGGAAUUGGGAACUGACCUCCUGACUGUCGUCCUGCUCCCGCAGGGCGGCGUCCAGAGUAGCCGCGUUGAUGCGGAAAUCUCUGGAGGUGCUCAGCUUCAUGUACUGCAUCAGAUUAACCUGAACACACACAGACGGAAGUGUGAAACACCCGAUGACUCUGCAUGAGUAACGUACAGUUAAGUUUUAGCAGAAGCGGUUUGUGUGGUUUGGCUGACACCAACCUUGGCUUUCUUUGAGAGAGUGAUGAGAUACUUCUCAUACUGUUCGAUGCUGAAGAUCAAGUUGGGGAUGGCUUUGGUGUCACGCAGAAGUUUUGCCUGAAUGGGUUCAUUAAACAUAUCUG